Molecule: messenger RNA, 861 nt
Organism: Saprolegnia diclina VS20
Lineage: Eukaryota; Oomycota; Saprolegniomycetes; Saprolegniales; Saprolegniaceae
Exons: 4
Coding region: 1-861 (286 amino acids)
Source: RefSeq, a predicted model, not a curated record
AUGUCCAGCAGCGCGAGUGACGAGCGCCGACGAAGCAGUCUCGGUGGCUCGACGCCGAGCCCGGGCGCCCGCUUCCUGAGCCCACUCAAGCGCAAGCAUUCGCUUGAUAGCGGCCUCGGGUGCCAACGCCGCCAGCGCAGCCGCCUCGUGCCUGCCAAGGGCAGCACCGCGAGCGAGGCCAGCCCCGUCCUGCGCCGAAGGAAGAGCACGAGCUUCGUUGGCGACGUGACGCUGACGCAUAUUCCGGCUUCGACGCCACUUCGACAAGGCAAAAGCACCGUCGAUGACACCGAUUCGACCCGGAUCAAGUCGGCCCCUGCAGACGAUCCGCGCAAUGCGACGCACGCCAGCACAGCAACCUCGCUUGGACGACCCCCGCGGGUACCGUGUGAAGAAGUCGAUACAGUGAGCGCAUGCGGCGCAUCCCAAGAUGAACCCGUGGACCUCUCGAUGCUGCCGAGCGACAGCGACAGCUCGGACGAGGGAAUGUCGCCGCCAGGUCCAAAGCACGAGCUUGUACCGUCAAGCCCCACGACGAGCGCGUCCGACACUGCGUGGCUAUCCGAACACGCUCCAACGUCGUUGAACAUGCUGCGGCACGACGACGUGGCCAAGCUCAUAUCGCUCCUCACCUCGGGCACGGACAUCGCUUUGAUGGUGGACUUCCUCCACGUCCUUAUCAAGAAAACGCUGGCGCUGUCGGAUCGCUAUGCGCUGGACGUGUACCGGGAGCACCACGAGUCCAUCGUCCGUCUCCGACACAUGGAAGGCUACGAGCGACUUCGCGCGGCCAUACACGCGCUCUUGGUCGAGAUGCACCGGCAGUGGGCCAUCCUCACAGAUACCACCUGCAGUGUCUAA